This is a messenger RNA of Aphis gossypii (cotton aphid), 1489 nucleotides long. RefSeq names its product short-chain specific acyl-CoA dehydrogenase, mitochondrial-like. Gene Ontology annotation, biological process: butyrate catabolic process; fatty acid beta-oxidation using acyl-CoA dehydrogenase. Gene Ontology annotation, molecular function: flavin adenine dinucleotide binding. Gene Ontology annotation, cellular component: mitochondrion. Lineage: Eukaryota; Metazoa; Arthropoda; Insecta; Hemiptera; Aphididae. The coding region runs from base 120 to 1361 and encodes 413 amino acids. The record is from RefSeq and is a predicted model, not a curated record. The transcript has 9 exons.
GUUGUUCCCUACCUAGUCAAUUUGUAUCAUAACGGAAUUGGCGCGUGACUGUGCAAGUGCGAGUAUACCUAAUAUUUUAUUCUCGUGAAACCGAACUAGGAAUAUUUACCUACGAAAUCAUGUUUUCUGCAACUAGAAUAAGUAAUAAAUUGUGCCCUAAUAUUAUACUGAAAAGGAUUUCCAAUAACCUGCAGGAUGGAAAAAGCAUAGCAUCAUUAGCGUCACUAUCAGAAACACAUCAAUUACUGUACAAAACAUGCAAAGAUUUUGCUGAAGGAGAACUAAAACCUAUAGCUGCAAAAACUGAUCGUGAAAAAAUAUAUCCUAAAAAACAGAUAGAAGAAAUGGGCGAAUUAGGCCUUAUGGCUGUUUGUAUUCCCGAAAAUGUCGGAGGGACGGGUCUUGAUUAUUUGUCUUAUGCUAUAGCCACGGAACAGAUUUCUAGAUGCUGUGCUUCGGCUGGUACCAUAAUGGCUGUUCAAAACAUAUACGUCAACGCCUUAAAUAAUUUUGGUAAUGACAAACAGAAAGAAGAAUUCCUACGACCUUUUACGGAUGGAAAGCAAAUAGGUUCAUUUUCCUUGAGCGAGCCAGGACUGGGAAGUGACGCUAGUGCUGUAGCGACUAAAGCUACAAAAAAAGGUUCUAAUUAUAUAAUCAAUGGAACGAAAUCGUGGACUACAAAUGGUUUCGAAUCCAAAGGGUUAGUCCUAUUUGCAUCCACCGAUAAAUCAAAAAAACACAAAGGGAUCAGUUGCUUUUUGUUGAAAAAAGACUUUCCAGGAUUUUUCGUGGGGAAAAAGGAAGACAAAUUAGGCAUUCGAGGAUCGUCAACAUGCAGUUUGGUAUUCGAAGACUGCCCCGUACCCGAAGAAAAUGUCUUAGGCGAGCUGGGAAAGGGUUUUAAUUACGCCAUGAUAACUUUAGAUGGAGGCCGCAUAGGGAUUGCCGCCCAAGCUUGUGGUAUUGCACAAGCCUCAUUAGAACUAGCUGUUGAUUACGCGUCCAAAAGAGUCUCGUUCGGAGCGCCGAUCGCCAAAUUGCAAUCGAUACAGAACAAAAUCGCCGAAAUGGCAUUGAGAGUGGAGAGUGCCAGGCUUUUAACAUGGCGAGCGGCUUAUCUGAAAGACUCGAAUACGUCGCAUACGAAAGAAGCCGCUAUGGCUAAAUUGGCUGCGUCUGAGGCGGCUACGUUCAAUGCUCACCAGUGCAUACAGGUGUUGGGCGGCAUGGGUUACGUAUCGGAUAUGCCGGCUGAGAGGUAUUACCGCGAUGCUAGGAUAACGGAGAUUUACGAGGGCACGUCAGAAAUCCAAAGGAUAGUAAUUGCCGCCAACGUGUUUAAAGAGCACGGAGUGUAGACAAGAAUAAACGAGGUUAUAUAAAAGAGUUAUAUUCAUACCAAGCAAGCACAUCUCCAUUUAUAUAAUGAAUUUAUUCAAAUUCUGAUAAAUGGAAUGCUUAAAUAUACUUAAAGUUUAAAGACCAA